Prorocentrum cordatum is the source of this 2363-nucleotide messenger RNA. The record is from the annotation of a GenBank genome assembly. NCBI's taxonomy places the organism in Eukaryota, Dinophyceae, Prorocentrales, Prorocentraceae.
CUGGGCCCCUUCAAACACCGAUUAGGUCGAUCCUUGCUCAGCGCCUUCUCCGCGGCCGCGCCCCCGCCUUCAGUUUUUUUUUUGGUUGCCGCGCGCGCCCGCCGCCGGGGGUCUCGCUCCUCUCUCCCCUACAUACCACCCGCGCCCCCCGGCGCAGCGCCUGAAUUCACCUAUAGAUGGCCGAGCGGCCGUCGGACGGGAGGACUGCCGAGCAGCCCUCGGACCUCUCGCUCGCGAGGUAUGCCCCAUGUGGGAGGCCUCCACAGGAGCUGCUGGCCGCCACGCGCCACCGCGCGGACGAGGGCCGCCUGGGCAGCGGCGCCUACGGCGCCGUCUUCCGCGGCGAGCUGCGCGGCGGAACCCAGGUAGCAGUGAAGUUCCUGGGCGCCGAGGCCGAGAGCGGGUUCGAGGAGGAGGUCCGCGUCCUCAGCAGGUUCCGCCACCCGAACCUCGUGACUCUGCUGGGCUUCGCGCGCAGCGGCCAGGAGCGUAUGCUCGUCUACGAGUACCUCGGAGGCGGGGACCUCUACUCGCGCAUGGCCGAGGCCACGGCCGCCGACGGGGGCCGGCCCUUCCCGUGGCGGGGGCGCCUCUCCGCCGCGCGGGACGCCGCGUGCGGCCUGGCGCACCUGCACGGCUGCCAGCCGCGGGUCUUCCACCGCGACAUCAAGAGCCCGAACAUCCUCCUGGACCAGAACGGCACGGCGAAGAUGGCGGACUUCGGCCUCGCGUGCCUCUCCCUCGAGCCCCAGCGCGCCGUGCGGGACCGCUCCGGGACGGUGGGCUACGCGUGCCCGGUCUACAGCCGCACGGGCGUGGUCACCGAGGCGUCCGAGGUGUUCUCCUUCGGCAUGGUCCUCCUGGAGUUGCUGACGGGCUCUCCGGCGGCGUGGGCAGUGUCGCCCCCAGCACCGGACGGCGAGCAGGCGUACGACUUCCUCCUCCUGCACAUCGGCGGGGAUCUGGGUGCCGCCCUGGGGCUCGUAGACGGCGGCGCGGGGUGGCCCCAGGCCACCGCGCGAGCCCUGGCAGAGUUGGGCCUCCGCUGCGCCGGGCCGCCGCGGAGGCGCGGCCAGAGUAGUCUUGGAGGUGCUGCGCGGGUUGCGGGGGCUGCUGGGCGGUGCGCCGGAGGAGCAGGCGGCGCCCGCUGGCCCGCCACCGCCUCCCCCGGCGCGCCCGCCGCUGCCCGUGCCGGCGGCGGCCCCCGCCAGCCCCCGCGGCCGCUGUGGCCGCCCGGCACCGCCCCCGGAAGACAGGGGCGCCGCGGCCCCGCUCUGCGCGCCGGCGCACCCGCAGAUCGUGGCCCUCGACAGCCCGCGGGGGACGUCUCUGGCCGGCGACGUCGCGCCCGCGUUCUUGCUCAGGGCCAGCGGCUGCGGCGUUCGCUCCGCCGCAACGGGCGCCGGGCGCGUGGUCGUGCACGGGCCUCCCCGGGAGGCGGCGGCCGCGCUGAAGGCACCGGCCAGGUCCUUCCCGGCGCUGGUGCUGGGCAGGGGCAGCGCCAGCGUGUUCUGGCAGAGAUUGCUGGUGGACACCACCUUCGCGGCGCUGUCAAGGGAGCACAUGGUGAUCGAGGCCUGCAGCCCCAGCCGCGCCGGGGAGCUCGCCGGCGUGUGCGUGAAGAACCUGAGCGCCACGCACCCGAUCCGUGUGAGCAAGAGCGCCGAGGCCUCCACGCCCCCGCGGCCCCCCAGGGCGCGGCGCUGGACGCCGCGGAGCCGCUCGGGGUGGACGAGCGGCGGCGGCUCAGGCACGGGGACUUCCUCCUGAUCGUGGAGUGCAAGGGCACCGGCAGGAAGAUGCUCAUCCUUCAGUUCGAGGACCUGAGGUCGGCUGGGCCCACCAAGGAGUGCGUCCGCGCCUCUGCUCGGGCGGGGGGCGCGUGAGCAGUGGGCGCCAGCGCGCGCGCGCGCGGCGGUACCGCGCCCGUGCCGCGCCGCGUAGUUUGAGGCUUGUUUCCGCGCCGCACGCGGCUGGCCCGAGUUGAUCGUUUUCCUCAUCUUCGCUUCCCCCUUCGCUUCCCCCCUCCCUCUCCCUCAGCGUCCGCUGUUUGCGGGCGCUGGCGUGGUCCCCUACCCAUCCUCCCCUCACGGCCGCACCCGGCGCCCCCGUCUCGUCGCCGCCGGCCUGUCUUCUGGAAUCGCCGGGCGCGCCCCGGCCUCGGACACCCCCCGCGCGCGGCGGGCGCGGAAGGGCGCCCUGCCGCGCCGCAGCCAGAAAAAGCGGGCGCCGCCGUCGUCCUGCCCGCGCGGCGAAGGGGGCGUCAGUAGACGGGCCGGUAGCUGAGGGUGCGCUUUCAAUUGUGUGUUUCAAAGAUGACUUGUUGCGCACAAGUCAGGAGCGAAAGAAUGACGUACGCGUAC